GGCCGGAUGUUGUUAAGUUUCAACGCAUCCUUCAGUAUGUCUUCCACAGCUACCAUCAGGAGGUGAAGAAAGUCAUAGAUGCGGCUCAAGGUAGCUGGGAGAGGUUCAAGGAGGGAAUGCAGAGGAAAUACCGCCUGGGAGACGGGUUGUUGACUACCACGGACCUUGAAGCGAUGAACAAAGAGGAUUUUACGACUAUAGGGGUCUUUGUUCAAGAAUUUAAGACGAGGGCGCGGAAGGUCCAUGGGAUUUCGGAGGAAGCAGAGUGCGCCAUCUUCCUGAGGCUACUCACAGCAUCGGAGGCCGUCGAGUUGACGAGACAUGGAGGAGGUAGCACUAAGCUCACCUGGGCCACCAUUGACAGAGGGGUGGAAGUUGGGUGCUUGGACCAAGUGGAACAACGUCAGGUACGCCUGCAAAGACAGAAAAGAAAGGAAAGAGAUGCGACCGCUUCUGGGACCCCGGGAGUAACAAGGAUUGUUACAGACGUAUUGGCACAGCUAGGGUAUGCGACUGAUCCAGUGGUGCAAAGGAGGGUGGUGACGGCUGUCAAACUAAAAGGAAAAGGGCCAGUGAUAGAGGAGGCUGGUAAGGAGGAGCUCUGGGAAGAGGAAGAGCCGGUGCCGCAGCACCUGACGAAGGUCCGGCGCAAAGCCCAACCUGUGGCCCCGCCACCGUCACCUGAUCCCAGUUCACAGGGCAGUGUUGUAGGGGGUGGGAGCCAGGGGCAGGGCAAUCAAGGCAGUGGAGGGAGGGGUGGAGGAAAGGGGGGAGGCAGGAAUGGCGGCGGGAGAGGAAGGCAAUGGAAUGGCCAAGGCCAGGGGUACCAAGGCCAAGGGAGUCAAGGUCAGGGGUACCAAGGCCAAGGGAGUCAGGGCCAGGGGUACCAAGGCCAGGGCUAUCAAGGCAAGGGGUAUCAAGGCCAGGGGGAUCAGGGAAGUCAGGGGUAUGGAAGACCCCGCUUUGACUGGAGGACGGCCAUCUGUCAACAUUGUGACCAGAAGGGCCACACUAUAAGGUUCUGUAAUAUAAGACUGGAAGACGAGAGAAGCGGACUGAUUUCCUCUACUAUGGAUGGGAAUAUCUAUGAUCAGUUUGGGGAGGCCAUUGACAAAAGGCUUGGAAGAGUGAGGGUUGAAGCCCAACGAAGAGCGGCAGCGGGGCCACCGCCCCGUGCCAUGUUCAGGCUAUGGCAGGAAAAGGAGGAACCACCGUUUAGGGUGGAAGAAGUGGAAAGCGAUGAGGAAGUGACUCAAGGGCUACGAGGAGGAAGUGAGACGGAAGAGGCCAUAAUCAUCGAGUCAGAUGACGAGGAUGAGGAGGAAAGAACGGAGUCUCCGUCCGUCUUAUUUGAGAAGAUGGAGGACUUGCUGGAUAAGAUGGGGAGGUACCAACAGAAGUUGGUAGGCCUCUGUAAAGAAGUGAAAGGAUGGAGGUCUAACAUCCCCACAAUAUUCCUCUAUGACUCCGGCCCGGAGUCAGCACCUGGGCGACCCGGAGUAAAUGUGGUGGGGUCGUGCCCACAAUCAGGAAUGAGGGGGAGACCCCUCACUCCGCAGGCCCGGCUGGCACAGGCAACGCGAACGAGGAAUCAAGCCAAGGCCAGUACCAGUCAAGAGCCUCCAAGGAGGGAGCACGAACCAGGGAGAAGGAAAGAAGCUGUGGAAGUAGAGGACGACGAUGAUGAAGAGGAAGAGGACGAGAGGCUGCGCAGAGAAGAGGAUCAGAGAGCGGAGCAGCGGGCAAGGAAAAAGGGGGUCAGGGGAGAGGUCGAACUGGUGAUACAUAACGGACCGCCCAAAAAGAAGAAAUACGCAGUCCGGUUGGAAGAAGGAUUUGACGUAGAGAAUGUGAUUGACCGGCUGCUGGAAGGGCAUAAUGACCUCAUGACCCUGAAGGAAAUCCUAGCGUCAGCCCCGCGACUCCGCGAUGAACUGAAGGGGAGGUUAUCACGGCGCCUGSUGYCCAAUGUSCAUCUGGGUACGAUCCUGCYCAAGGAGGCAGAGYGGGCAGAGUCAGGUACGAAGAURGACUGGAAGUGCGUAGCCUGCGGUACGGUGGAUUUGAUGKUGAAGGAUUCCAAGUGCGCAGCAAUGGUGGACACCGGGGCAGAGAUGAACAUUAUUCGRGAGGCGGACGCGAUCAGAUUCGGGCUGGAUAUAGACCGUUCUGACUGCGGUAUUCUGCAUGGAGCCAGCUGUAAGGCCAUGUUUUGCGGGACAGCCUCGAAUGUGCUCGUCGAGGUUGGAAAGGUGAAGAUAGGAGCAAUAGAAGAAAGGAUCCAGGAGGCGUCUGACCAGGUGGCGAGAAGUCGUAUGGAUGAUAAGGCUCGAUGGGAUCAGUCUGCGCGAGUGAGGAAAGUACCCUUGACAGUCGGGGAUGUCGUGCUUCUCUACGAUACAUCGCUGGAGAAGCAGUGGUCCAGGAAGCUCGAUAAGAGAUGGUUAGGUCCCUACCGAAUCGCACGGGUCGGAGACUUCGGAGCGUACCAGGUCGAGGAGUUAAAUGGGACUGAGUGGAAGGAUUGGGUAUCUGGAACGCGACUGAAGAAAUUUGCGGCGAGAGAAGAGGGUGAGGGGCAUAGAGAGAAGGCGGACGAGGUGUCACGAGAGGAUGUGCCACGAGAGGAGGUGCCACAGGGGGAGAUACCACGAGAGGAGAUGCCACGGGAGGAGGUACCACAGGAAGAGGUCCGGGGUACUCAGCGAGAGAGAGGGCUGGGCGAUGAGGGGAGACGUGCAGGGAAGGAAGUGAUAGAGGUUGGAGAGGACACGCCCCCACAGACGCCAGCAGUGGGUUUGAGACUCGGGGAUGCACCAGGGAGCACCUGCCACCUAGCAGCUCAUGCCCCGGAGCACCCAGACCUGGAGGAGCCAGCACCUGCAGAGCCACGCCAGGAGUUAUGCCAGCCCGAGAAGGAGAUGGAAGCAGUGAUCCCAAAGAGGGUCGACCUCCGCACGAGGGAAAGGGCGCCAGCUGGAGAGACGGCUGAAGAAAAGAGGGCAAGAAGAACUAGACGGAUAGAUGAGAUAUGGCAGGAGAGACAGAGGUUGGAGGCAGCGGGGGAGCUCCCAGAGCAGCAACAGGAGAGGCAGAGAUCGGAGGCAGCAGGAGCACUCCCGGGUCAUCCACCCAGCGCGUCAGCCAAGACCCCGGAGAUUCCUGAGAUGUGGAGAGAUUUCUGGGAGCAGAGAGGAGAGGAGCUUCCAUCGCCAGUCAGAGCCGGGUUUGGGGUGGCCAGGAAGGCGGAAGAGAGGUUAGAUCGUAAAAUCAAGUUCCUGGCCAAGACCACUUUUGACCGGCACUUGUUAUUGGAGGGCGAUCUAACAGGGAAGAAGAUAAAGGAAGCAAGCCAUGGAGUACGCCUGGAGGCUAUGGAGAUGGAAAUUCAGGAACUCAAGACCUUGGUGGCCAGCCAGGCAGCAAUCAUCGAGAGCCUGAGGCAGCAAACCCAAGGAAGGGUGGACAGGCCAGAGAGCAGCAGGCAGGGAGAGCAGAGGCAGCCAGGACAGGGAUUGCCAGGACAACCAUCUGCAGCAGGGCCUCGCCAGGAGCCACCUAUGGGGAGAGUUAUCCUGGAGUCAGAGGAGGCGAGAGCCCAGAGACAGACAGAGAGAGAGGCGUUCGAGUUUAGAGCCCCUACUGAGCUCGCGACGCUGCCAGUGGCGGCGCCAGGCCCAGUCGUACCUUUGGCAGUAGAGGAGGGGUUGCCACCAUCUAGCAGUGAGCCGGCUCAGGGCUCAGCAGAGGGAUCCAUGGGCGUGCUCCUUGAGGCGGUGCAUACUAUGCAGGAGGAGGUGAGUUUGUUUUCACCUGAGCAGAAGAUAGAGGAGUCUCUUGAGAGAGAGAUAGGGAUUGAGGCAGAGAGUACCAUCGAGAGCAGACUCUAGAGGAUAGGCACACCUGAGUAUGGACCAGAGGAGAUUGAGGAGCAGCCCAACGCAGUGCCAGAGGCAAC
Chara braunii is the source of this 3958-nucleotide messenger RNA. NCBI's taxonomy places the organism in Eukaryota, Viridiplantae, Streptophyta, Charophyceae, Charales, Characeae. The record is from the annotation of a GenBank genome assembly.